This is a messenger RNA of Thalassophryne amazonica, 2034 nucleotides long. It is a transcript of the gene trmt2a, whose product is annotated as tRNA methyltransferase 2 homolog A. Bases 69 to 1895 code for a protein of 608 amino acids. Gene Ontology annotation, biological process: RNA processing. Gene Ontology annotation, molecular function: RNA methyltransferase activity; RNA binding. NCBI's taxonomy places the organism in Eukaryota, Metazoa, Chordata, Actinopteri, Batrachoidiformes, Batrachoididae. The record is from RefSeq and is a predicted model, not a curated record. The transcript has 12 exons.
GUUCAAAGGUCGUGAUAGCAGCCGUGGUUAAAUGAUGGCGGUUCAGUGUUACUGUUGAAGAGAGAAGAAUGAUGGCAGACAAUAGUAGCUGUGCUGUAGCCAGUAAUCCCCCGACCACAGAGGAGAAGACUGAUGACCUCAUGCAGGACUCCCCAGAAGAUGUCAAAUCCAAAGCCAACACUGAAAAAGAUGGUGAAGCAGCAUCCAAAGCCGAUGUGUACCGCUACAUCAAACAAGACCUUUUCACGUCCGAGAUCUAUAAAGUGGAGAUCCGCAAUCUACCCAAGUUCACCGGCUUCAAUGACUUGAAGAAGUUCCUGGCUAAGCACAGCAUCAACCCCCACAAAAUCAAGCUGUUCGGCAAGCAGACCUUCGCUUUUGUGACCUUUAAGAAUGAGGAGGAGCGCACCAAGGCCAUGAAGAGGGUGCAUGGCACGCAGUGGAAGGGCCAGGUGCUCAGUGUUAGGUUGGCUAAGCCCAAAGCCGACCCCAUCCUCAGGAAGCGGAAACGGGAGGAGGAAGAUGGUGCGGCCGGGCAGCCCCUGACUAAGCAACCAGAUAUUGAGGAUGAGGAGCCGCUCUGUAACCAGAUAGCCAAUGUGGUGACUCCUUUGUGGAAUGUGCCGUAUGAGGAGCAGCUGAAGAGGAAGGAGCAGGAGGUGGUGGCAGUUCUACAGAGGCUGGCAAAAGAAAUUGGCAGCACAAACAAAGCCAUGCUACCAUGGUUGUUUGCACAGAAAGGAAAAUACAACAAAAUGUGCUGUCAGUUGGAAGAGAUUCGACCUUCUCCUUCUGAGACAGAGUACAGAAACAAGUGCGAGUUCCUCAUUUCAGUGGGUGCAGAUGGUGAGAAUAAGACCAUCGGUUUCCGUCUGGGAAAAUACAAAGGAGGCUCCUGCGCUGUGGUGGGGCCCGAGGAGACCUGCCAUGUCUCAGUUGAGGCCAAAAGGGUGGUCAGCGACUUCCAGAAGUUUAUCAGGACAACGCCAUACUCCGUGUACAGGCCUGAAACCUAUGAAGGCCACUGGAAGCAGCUGACUGUACGCACUACGAGGCUCAAACAAGCCAUGGCUAUUGUCUUCUUUAACCCACAGAAACUUGAAGAAGAGGAGCUUGAUGCACUGAAGAGCUCCAUGAGGUUGUGCUUCACAGAAGGAGAGGGGAAAGACAGCGGCGUCACAUCUCUUUACUUUGUUCGUGAAGGCCAAAGGACAUCUCCAAAUGCAGAAGACUUCCCGUGUGAGCUCGUCGCUGGAGAGAGCUGCAUUCAUGAGGAACUCCUGGGUCUUAAGUUCAGAAUAUCUCCUCAUUCCUUCUUCCAGGUGAACACAGGAGCUGCAGAGGUUCUGUACUCUGCUGUAGGGGAGUGGGCCCAACUGGACCAUGACAGCACACUGCUGGAUGUGUGCUGUGGGACAGGAACCAUCGGCAUCUCUCUCGCUAAGAGGGUAAAGAAGGUGAUUGGGAUCGAGCUGUGCCAGGAAGCUGUGGAGGAUGCCAAAGUUAAUGCAAAGCUCAAUGGUCUUACAAAUGUUGAGUUUCAUUGUGGAAAGGCAGAGGACGUGUUUCCCAACAUUCUUGGUGCUCUAGUCUCACCCAACAUCACAGCUAUUGUGGAUCCACCGAGAGCAGGCCUGCAUUCCAAGGUGAUACUUGCCAUCAGGAGAGCAGAACACCUGAAGAGGCUGGUUUACGUGGCCUGCAAUCCCAAGGCAGCUAUUAACAACUUCAUUGACCUGUGUAGAGCGCCGUCCAACAGAGUUCACGGGGCACCGUUUCGUCCAGUGCGAGCCAUGGCAGUUGAUCUGUUCCCUCAAACCAUGCACGUGGAGAUGCUACUGUUGUUGGAGAGAGUGGACUACGACUCCAAGCAGGAGAGCAGCAACAAACCUUAAACACACAAACUGAACCUGCACGCUCGGCCAAUUUGGACUUUCCAUAGGAUACACAUGUACAGUAUGCACACAUUCAGUACUUCAGUACUGCAAUGGUAGCUUGGUCACCAAAGUUGGAAAUAAAAUUCUUUAAAACUCA